Messenger RNA from Drosophila sechellia, 1654 nucleotides. RefSeq names its product dipeptidase 3. The coding region runs from base 222 to 1577 and encodes 451 amino acids. NCBI's taxonomy places the organism in Eukaryota, Metazoa, Arthropoda, Insecta, Diptera, Drosophilidae. The transcript has 3 exons. The record is from RefSeq and is a predicted model, not a curated record. Gene Ontology annotation, molecular function: metallodipeptidase activity. Gene Ontology annotation, biological process: proteolysis.
GCUCAAGUUGGAAUGCUGCCAUACUGAACAAAAUAACUAUCCAGCGCGCAUGUCCUUGUGAGUAAAAUGUGGGCACCGAACAGGACACAGGAAAAAAUCGAUAGUAUCCCAGUUAGGAGCUUUCGUCGCAGUGCAAGCUUGUUGAAUAGAAUCGCAAUCUACGGGAGGAAACCUCGGAUAGGCAAGAUAUUGGGAAAUACCAUCGCAUACCAGGCGAUGCAAUGAAUCCCGUUCCGAGCCGCGAGUUUCUGGAGGUUCAUCCGCUGCACCAGCAUCAACCACACUGCAAGCAGCAAUGUUUUGUAUUCACUGAGAUAGCGGACAUCGAACUGCCCGCGGAGAUAACCAAGUUCGGAGGUGGAAAUGAAAAGAUUAGGUGCUCCAACGGGGGCAUCCCCACCUACAGCUCCAAGAAGGACUCCUGCAGCGAGUCCUCGGCGGAACGACCGGAGAGAUCACGAGGACGAAAGAUUUUGCUAGGCGUUGGUGUGGUCCUCGUGUGCAUAGCCAUGGCGGGAGGCAUUCCGCUGGCCCUCCAGUUGCGCUCCUCGUCGCUCCUGGAGGCCCGACUCGCCUUCAUCCGCCGCCUGCUGACGGAGUCCCCCCUGAUCGAGGGCUCGUGGAAGCCACCGAGCACCAUGAGCCUGAACAGCAGCAACCUCUUCGAGGUGCGGCAGAAUCACAUCGGUGCUGUGCUCUGGCCCAUUGCUGUGCCGUGCGGAGCUCAGUACCUGGAUGCAGUGCAGCUCACACUGGAGGGCAUUGAUAGGGCCAAGCGGAUUACCGCCGCCACGGACUCCAUGCACAUCGUCGAAUCAGCUGAUGAAAUGGAGCAGACUCACAUCCGCGGCGAGGUGGCUGUUCUAAUGGGUAUCAGUGGAGGUCAUGCUCUGGGCACCAGCACGGCCGUCUUGCGCUCCAUCUACCUGCUGGGAGCACGAUUCGUCUCGAUUACGAGCCUGGAGUGCACCACUCCUUGGGCGGCGGCAGCAAUCCGGAGACCCGACUAUCUUGUUGAGGAAAAUGUUACAAAUUCAUUCAACGAAUUUGGACAGACCAUGCUCUUUGAGAUGAACCGCCUGGGCAUGCUGGUGGAGAUUUCGAUGCUCAGCGAGGCUGCCAUGUUGGCGGUCUUGAAAACCGCCAAAGCUCCUGUUUUACUCACGAAUGCCACACCGCUGUCCAUGUGUAAUAGCAGCAACAUCGCUUCCAUUCCAGACCAUGUCCUCAGCCUAUUGCCGGAAAAUGGAGGCGUUAUCUUGCUCAACCUGGAGCGGUGUGGCGAUCGGACUCUGGGCGUUCGCGAGGCCAUCACUGCAAUCAACUAUGUGCGCAAGGUGGCGGGAGUGGAUCACAUUGGACUCGGAGGAGCUCCGAAGAGCUAUGCCCUGCUACUUGCCGAACUGGCAAGGGAUAGGGUGUGGGGCAAUGCUGCUAUUAAGAAGCUGGUUGGAGGAAAUGUGAUGCGGAUUCUGCGGGAGAUCGAGACCAUGAAGAACCGAUUGCCCUUGUAUGAGGAGUGGAUUCCGCACGAGUCCAUCGAAAGCAAUUCAUAUUGCCGAUACCCCGAGUCUUAGAACCAACUUCUUUUACAGACUCUAGCGAUUGUUCUCACAUAAUUACUAUAAUAUUUAAUUAAAUUAUUAAAGUACAA